AUGAGUAGUAAAGAUUUAAAUAGUAGUAGUAGUUCUACUCCUACUACAACUAAAGAGAAAAAGGAUAAAUCAAAAGAUAAACAAAAAGAAAAAGAAAAGAACAAGAUGAAGACACUACAUAAACGAUCGUUAAAGAAAUGGUUGACAAAGAGUAAGAGUAAACAUAUGCUCUUUGACAAGGACGCUGUAUUUGGUGGAAUAGACGAUUCAACAAAGACUGGUAUAGAGAAUAAAGAUCAAAAGAAAUCAAAUGAUAGUGACGAUAGUGAUAACUCUGAUAGUGAAGAAUACGAUAUCGAUGAUGACAAAUUAGAUUCAAUGAUUAAAACACAAGAUUCACAUCCACUUACACCAAAGGAAGUUGGAGACAUGCAUAUUAAAAGAAUGAAAGAAAGAUUCCAAAUUGAAAUUCAAUUCAAAUCAUUGGAAGAUGUUUUGGAAAUAGCUCAAGAGGAUAAUAAUCGUAUUAUAUUUAUGAUUCAUUGUGUAGAUUGGUUUAAUUUAUCAAGAUUAACAAUUGAAAACUUUAAAAAUAUAUUAUCAAAAGAAAAAGAUGUAUUAUAUUUCUUUAUAAAUCAAUCAUCACCAGAAUAUAACAAAGAUAAUCCAAUGGAUAUUGCUGGAAUACCAUUUACAAAAAUAUUUUAUAAACAAAAUCCAAUUAAAAUACAACGAUAUGGAAUAGAAUAUGAUUGGGGUUUAGACGAUAAGAUUAGAGGACAUUUAACUCUAACUCAAAUUAAAACAAUACUAGAGGAAUGUAGAGAAUGUAAACAAUCAGUAGACAGUGAUUUACAAUCUUACAACUCUGAUAAUCCUCCACCUUUGGAAAUUAAAUUGGAAUUUUAA
Cavenderia fasciculata is the source of this 849-nucleotide messenger RNA. RefSeq lists its product as uncharacterized. The transcript has 5 exons. NCBI's taxonomy places the organism in Eukaryota, Evosea, Eumycetozoa, Acytosteliales, Cavenderiaceae. The record is from RefSeq and is a predicted model, not a curated record. Bases 1 to 849 code for a protein of 282 amino acids.